Molecule: messenger RNA, 584 nt
Organism: Corythoichthys intestinalis (scribbled pipefish)
Lineage: Eukaryota; Metazoa; Chordata; Actinopteri; Syngnathiformes; Syngnathidae
Gene: cimip5
Product: chromosome 15 C2orf50 homolog
Exons: 3
Coding region: 115-576 (153 amino acids)
Source: RefSeq, a predicted model, not a curated record
GGAGCAGUGAUUUGAUCCGCUGGUCAUCUGACCUGAAAUGACCGCGUAGGGCUGCAGUAACAUUAAAAUUCCAUGCGGCUCUAGAUAAAUCGAUCGUGUUUACUCUGGAGCGAAAUGGAAUUCGACAAUUUUAGACGCGCGUCAUCUGCUGGCUACAGGCUACCAGAGCGAACGAAAGCUCCCAGGCCAAUAACAAAGCUACCAUCUUCAGGCAAAAGUCUGCCGAAGGUAAGAAACGCGACCACGACGCCUACGCGAGACGCAGACGCGAGUGAUCCAGUCAAACAAGACCAAGCGUGGAAAGAAAUGGUGUGGAGUGAAAGGAGAGCAGUGAGGGAAUGGGACAGGAAUUGGAGUUUCCUGCAAAAUUAUGAUCAGUUGGGAGAGCUGAAGCCAGAUGAACCUUCACCUGGCAAUUCAUCGCCCCUUUCAGGUUGUUCCCCCAACACCACAAACCAAAUAUUUGGAAGCCGAUUGUCGACGCCACUGGGACGUGAACUAAUUAGACUAGACAAGCUUUUAUCUCGGUCUAGGAACUAUAACAAAUGCAAACAGGAUCCAGAGAUGAUGUCAUAGAAUAAGUU